This is a messenger RNA of Hypanus sabinus (Atlantic stingray), 773 nucleotides long. Its product is annotated as U3 small nucleolar RNA-associated protein 18 homolog. Gene Ontology annotation, biological process: rRNA processing. The transcript has 6 exons. Bases 16 to 549 code for a protein of 177 amino acids. Gene Ontology annotation, molecular function: protein binding. Lineage: Eukaryota; Metazoa; Chordata; Chondrichthyes; Myliobatiformes; Dasyatidae. The record is from RefSeq and is a predicted model, not a curated record. Gene Ontology annotation, cellular component: small-subunit processome; Pwp2p-containing subcomplex of 90S preribosome.
GAGUUUGUGGGCAGUAUGAAAGUCAAUGGCCUGGCAGUUGCCGCUGCCUUUUCUCCCGAUGGCCCCACGGUCUACACGAACUCGGAUGAAGGAGAUGUUUAUGUCUGGGACGUGAAGAGCAGGAGGUGUCUGAACAGGUUCACAGAUGAAGGCUGUUUGAAGGGGACAUGCAUUGCCAUUUCUCGGAAUGGGCAGUACCUAGCCUGCGGGUGCAGUUCUGGAAUUGUGAAUGUGUACUCACGAGACAGCCUGAACCAGUCCAGUCCAAAGCCCAUUAAAUCCAUCACGAACUUGGUUACUGCCGUUUCGUCAAUGGCCUUCAACCCAACCACAGAGAUCUUAGCAAUUGCUUCGAAGGACACAGAUGACGCAGUCAAGCUGAUUCACAUCCCAUCCUUCACAGCGUUCUCAAAUUUCCCGAUGUUUCGACGGAAGACCAUACACCUGGCACAGGAGAUGGAUUUCUCACCCAGAAGUGGUUUCUUUUCCAUUGCCAAUAAUCGAGGCAAGGCCCUGCUGUACAGGGUGAAGCACUAUACCGACUUCUAACCCGCACCCUCGGCAGCGCUGUGAUCCCCAUCUCACCAUCAUAACAUGGAACACAACACCAUCUGCUGGGUCUGGCUGCCAUGCACAGGGACUGCUGUGGCACCAUCUCUGGGGAAUUACAGUCCUUUCACAAAGGAACCCCUCGAUUCUAUGAAAUGUUUUGAUGGUUUCAGCAUUUUGUUCUAUUGUGGACGUGUUUGUAUAAUAAAUAAACCUGCAGUGCA